AUGAGGGACCUGACCUGCUUCGGGGAAACGAGCGUCCAGAUCGCGGACGCGGCGUCGUCCUCCUCGUCCUCGGGCAACACGGGCGCCAUCAGCGGCCGGGGCAAGGGCAAGGGCGUCGGCGGCGGCGGUUCCUCCGCGGCGCGGAGCCGGAGCCGGGUCACGUGCCUCUACCACGCGCGGCUGGCCGGCCGGCCCUGCGCGGUCUCGGUCACGUGGACCCGGGGCGGCCGCGGCCUCGUGGGGCUGGGCCAGGCCGCCGCGCUCGGCGUCGUCGUCGCCGUCGACUGCGCGUCCGGGGACCGCCUGUGCCGGGCCGACGUCAGGCCGUGGCUCUUCUCCAAGCGCAGCAGGGGCUCCAAGACCCUCGACGUCGCCUCCACCGGCGCCGCCGCCGCAGGCGGCAGCGUCGCCAAGGUCGACGUGUUCUGGGACCUCUCCGGCGCCAGGUUCGGCGGCGCGGGGCCGGAGCCGCUGGAAGGGUUCUACGUGGCCGUCGUGUGCGGCCUCGAGAUGGUGCUCCUGCUCGGCGACAUGAGGAAGGAGGCUUACUGCAGGACGGGCGCCGCCGCUGGCCGGCCGGACCCGGACGUCGACGACGCGCGGCUCGUGGCGAGGAGGGAGCACGUCGUUGGCAGGAAGGUGUACUCCGCCAGGGCCCAGUUCUGCCACGACGGGCCGUGCCACGACGUCGUGAUAGAGUGCGACACCGACACCGGCGCCGCCGGGGCCGGGGUGGUCAGGGACCCGUGUCUCGAGAUUCGCGUCGAUAGGAGGCCGGUCAUGCGGGUCAAGAGGCUGCCGUGGAAGUUCAGAGGCAACCAGACCAUUCUGGUCGACGGGCUGCCCGUGCAGGUGUUCUGGGACGUCCAUGGCUGGCUCUUUGGAUCGGUGACGGCCGACGCGGUGUUCAUGUUCCGGACAUGCCAAGCGGCGCCUGAGACGUCCGCUCAUCUUUUCUCACUUUCAUGUGCGGCUAUGCGCUUAUGGCGAUCGGUGGAUCUGAAUAUGUCAACUCUUUGCAGGAGAGUCCAAGUAAGGGUAAGUCCAAUUGAUUGGGCCAGUUGCAAGACAUUGAGUGGAUACAGAUCCAGUAGCUUGGUCUUCUAG
Miscanthus lutarioriparius is the source of this 1107-nucleotide messenger RNA. NCBI's taxonomy places the organism in Eukaryota, Viridiplantae, Streptophyta, Magnoliopsida, Poales, Poaceae. The record is from the annotation of a GenBank genome assembly.